This is a messenger RNA of Penicillium macrosclerotiorum, 492 nucleotides long. Its product is annotated as GFA family protein. Gene Ontology annotation, molecular function: carbon-sulfur lyase activity. NCBI's taxonomy places the organism in Eukaryota, Fungi, Ascomycota, Eurotiomycetes, Eurotiales, Aspergillaceae. The transcript is spliced from 3 exons. Bases 1 to 492 code for a protein of 163 amino acids. The record is from RefSeq and is a predicted model, not a curated record.
AUGCCAAUGAAACUGGAUGGCAGCUGCCAAUGCGGCGGCGUGGAAUUCACUCUCCAGUCGCAAACCCCAGUCCCCUACCAACUAUGCGCCUGCAGCAUCUGUCGCAAAGUGGCAGGUUAUAGUGGGGCCGUGAACCUGGGUGGCAUCGCGGAUAGUCUCCAGAUCCUCAAGGGAAAGGACCUGAUCAAGAAAUACAAUGGAAUUAAAGACCGCGGAACUCCGAACGAGGAGCGCUGCGCUUCCGAGCGGAACUUUUGCUCGAAUUGCAGCACCAUGCUGUGGCUGUGGGAUCACCAUUGGCCGGAAUUGAUUCACCCUUUUGCCUCUGCGAUUGAUACGGACCUGCCUGAACCGGCGGAGAUGGUCUGUAUCAUGGCCGACUCAAAGCCGGCAUGGGCGCGAUGGCCAGAGGGGAAGAAGAGCGUGCAUACUCUCUACAACAAAGAUAGUCUGGAGGAGUGGCAUAAGAGACACAACUAUUUUGUGGAGUAG